This is a messenger RNA of Coregonus clupeaformis (lake whitefish), 1048 nucleotides long. RefSeq names its product 39S ribosomal protein L48, mitochondrial. Gene Ontology annotation, cellular component: mitochondrial ribosome. Bases 142 to 780 code for a protein of 212 amino acids. Lineage: Eukaryota; Metazoa; Chordata; Actinopteri; Salmoniformes; Salmonidae. The record is from RefSeq and is a predicted model, not a curated record. The transcript is spliced from 8 exons.
CAUUUUAGUCAGAUGGACCAACCGGAAGUGUUUUUCUCAGAACCUCUGGUGUACAUGUGCAACAACUGGCUGCUGCAAAAUUGUGAAUCUAACAUAAUUUCGAGAGUUGUGACGUGAUUACAUAAUCUUAAAAUUGAAGCAAUGAAUCCUGUCAUUCGCAAGUUACAGGCUUCCUUCGUACUUCAUUCACGUGCGUUGGACCACGCAGGAUUGUUAUUCGGGGCAUCACUAUCAGUGCAACAUCCGAUUCAGGGGUGUCUGUCUUUUUCCAAUGAGAGACAAUACAGGACCAUGCCUACUCAUGGGAUUGGCAAAUAUAAGCACCUGUUACCCAAAGAAGCGCCAAAGAAAAAGAAAGAGAGACAGCAGAUGAAGCAGAUCAAAAUGGCUACAUAUACAGAGUACGGGACUCUGAACGUGAACGUGUCUGGGUAUGACAUGAUCCUAGUAGAGCACUACUCCCAGUACGUCCAUAAUCUCUGCAACCGGCUAGGCGUCAAAGUGGCUGAGAGCUAUGCAUUGCCCACUAAGAGCACGGAAGUCAUGGUCAUGCCAGAGCAAGGGACCAAGAUGUAUGUAGAUGCCAUCCUCAAGACCCAUGAGCGAAUUGUUCAGCUCAGCCAACUAAACGCCACAUUAUGCCCCACCUUUAUGGAGGUCCUGUUAAAGAAUCAGCCAGAGGGGAUUCAACUCUCUGUAAAGCCGCACACAGAGGCAGAUUACCAAGCCCGUUUCAAGGCGCGUCCAGAGCUAGAGGGACUGAUGGCACAGAUUACCUAGUGAGAGGAAAAACACUGUCCACCCCACUCUUUUACCUCAACUGUCAUCUACUUUGUCACAUUUGAAUCUGUGGAUGCCUAUGCGUCUUUUUUUACUCACAAUAGUGUUGUUGUUUCUUGCAAUCAUGACGUGUACACAUUGUAAAUUAAUUGUGGGUGAAUGUAGGACAUUAUACAAAAGCAGAAGAGCAUACGUACAUCCAGGUAGUUUUUGCAGGUGCUAGAGUUGUAGGUUAAUUCAUUAAAAAUAAAAAUGCCGCACACUGCUG